CCGCCCGCCAAGCGCCAGCGCCGCGCCGCCGCGGCCGCGCUGCGCGACGAGGACAGCGACGACGAGUUUGCGGACGACAGCGACGACGAGUGGCGCCACGACGAGCUGCACGGCGCGCCCUCGCGCGCGGCCGGCGGCGCCGCCGCGCGCGCCGCAGCGGCUGCGGCCGCGGCCGCUGCUGCUGCUGCAGGCGCGGGCGCUGUGGUGGACAACCUGACACGCGAGCAGCGCGUGGCGCGGUACCGCGAGAAGAGGAAGAACCGGCAGUUCAAGAAGACGAUCCGCUACGCCAGCCGCAAGGCGUACGCGGAGGUGCGGCCGCGCAUCAAGGGGCGCUUCGCCAAGAAGGAGGAGCUUGAGGCCUGGCGCAACGCCGAGCGCGCGAUGGCGGCCGGCGCGGCCGCGGCCGGCGUGAUCGCGGCGCUGCCCGAGAGCAUCGCCGCGCACGCGUCGCUCGCGUGCGCGUUCGGGCGCGCCGACGCAGCGGGCGUCGUGCCCGUGAUGUGA
Monoraphidium neglectum is the source of this 507-nucleotide messenger RNA. RefSeq lists its product as hypothetical. The annotation marks the transcript as partial. The record is from RefSeq and is a predicted model, not a curated record. Gene Ontology annotation, molecular function: protein binding. The transcript has a single exon. Lineage: Eukaryota; Viridiplantae; Chlorophyta; Chlorophyceae; Sphaeropleales; Selenastraceae. Gene Ontology annotation, cellular component: nucleus. Gene Ontology annotation, biological process: regulation of flower development.